Messenger RNA from Eimeria acervulina, 759 nucleotides. RefSeq names its product DnaJ domain-containing protein, putative. Gene Ontology annotation, biological process: cristae formation. The record is from RefSeq and is a predicted model, not a curated record. Bases 1 to 759 code for a protein of 252 amino acids. NCBI's taxonomy places the organism in Eukaryota, Apicomplexa, Conoidasida, Eucoccidiorida, Eimeriidae. The transcript has 10 exons.
AUGAAACUCCGAACCUACAUAGUUGGGUUUGGGAUGCCGGUUGCUGUGUGCCGCUCGGAUGAGGCGGAGGAGGAGGAGCCGAAAGAAGUAAAAGGGUUUAAACAAAAAGCAGCGGAAAGUCAGUUUGGGGUGUAUGCGCAGCCAGAAACAUCAGCAGUAAUUGCAGACGCCUAUUAUUCCCUUCUUGGAGUCUCCCCAGAUGCAUCAACAGCAGAAAUUCGAAAGGCGUAUUAUUCUUUGUGCAAACGCCUGCACCCGGACAAGGGUGCUGCUGGCGUGGAGGAGUUGCACAAAGUUCAAGAAGCAUUUUCGGUGUUGUCUGAUCAAACUCGGAGGCUUUUAUUUGAAAUUAAAACAAAAACAAAAACAAAAGAAGAAAGAGAAGAAAAGCUCAAUCAGUUGGAGAAGCUCCAAAGACUGCGCAGCGUGCGAGAUAUUCAGAACAUGCAAAUCGAAUAUGCAAACAAACUGAAGCGAGAAAAGUCGGCAAAUGGAGUUAUUGAGGAACAGCACCUGGAAGGCCCCUACAUCGACGUGGCUAUUCCUUUGCAAUGCCAAAUCGAUGAUUCGCGUUUUGUCUUCGCUGGCGGCGCGUCGUCCUCCUUUGAACAGCUUCCGGGGUUUUAUAACCCAGCUCCUCUGAUGAGCGGCGGCGACAUUUCUCUUUAUGUCCUUUAUACCUUCCGGGGCCAAGUGCAUGAGGUGACGGUUUCGGAUUGUUCGCGUUUGGCGCUUCCCUUGCGGUGUACGUACACCUGA